GGGGGACAACCCACCAAUGGAAACACUUGCCAAGCGGACAGCGAAGAGAAGACUCUACCUCGGAUGUCGUCACCCAUCAAUGAAGAAAACACCACUACGCAAGACUCCUUCGGCAGGAAGGAGGAAGAUCCCGACUGCGCCGGGAUCGGUCGGUAAGCAAAAGGUUGUAACGGACAACCUUCGUGAUUUGGAAAACAUGAACGUAGUGGAACUGAAGCGGAUUUGCCUAGCAGAGGGUGUGGAAUAUGAAGGGAAAAAGAUGCAAGUGAUUUUAGCUAUUACUGAGAAGCGUACACAGGAUGCGUAUGGAGAGGAGGAGGUGAGGGGUUUGGACGAGGGAGUUGGGGGAAAUCAGACUGAUGAGGCUGUGGACAAGGAACUGAUGCGAAAAGCGAAUCAUGAACUAAGAGUAUCGCACCUGCUGGUAGGUGCAACUCCUGGAUGUUCGCUCGUUGGAGGCUUGAGCACGGAUGUGGCUGCUACGGGGUUCCCCAUAGUACUAUAAUGACAAUAAAAAAGGCCUGAAAGA
This is a messenger RNA of Chara braunii, 529 nucleotides long. The record is from the annotation of a GenBank genome assembly. Lineage: Eukaryota; Viridiplantae; Streptophyta; Charophyceae; Charales; Characeae.